Mercenaria mercenaria is the source of this 769-nucleotide messenger RNA. RefSeq names its product protein neuralized-like. NCBI's taxonomy places the organism in Eukaryota, Metazoa, Mollusca, Bivalvia, Venerida, Veneridae. The transcript is spliced from 2 exons. Gene Ontology annotation, molecular function: ubiquitin protein ligase activity. The record is from RefSeq and is a predicted model, not a curated record. The coding region runs from base 55 to 606 and encodes 183 amino acids.
UCUGUGCUUAAGUACAUACAACUCAAUAGUGACAACAGUCAUUGUGUUAUAAAAAUGUGUAGUUUCACUUUUUUAGUUUUAAUUUUCUUCCAGUGUCAAGUUAGAUGUCAGUGGAGCGAUAUUGAUAAUCUGAAAUCUAUGAAGUUUAGUUCUACACAUGGUCCAAAAAUUGUUCUCCUUGACAACGACACGGUUGCUAGGCGAUAUGAAGGCGGCUGCUACUCGGUGUGCUUUAGUGAUCAACCAUUGCCUGUAGGGGAGACGUUGCAUUUCAAUAUUACUGAAAUUGAAAUGGGAUGGUUGGCAAACUUGAAUGUCGGAAUCAUUUACAAAUCACCUGAUAGCUUCUUGCCUGGAAGCCUCGUCUUGUGCGACGCCAAUGUCAGUGCAUCACUUCCGGACACGAAGGUUUUCAUCUUUGAGAGAUUUUAUUCCUCUGACAAUGUGUAUAGUUUUAGAGUGGAUGAAGCGGGGAUAGCGUAUUUGUCACCAAAUGUAACCAAUGAUGAUGUAAUAUUCACGGAAUUUGAUGUAAAUAGGACAUUCUGGGUAAUAUUUAACAUCUUUGGAGACAGCAAAGCUGUGAAAUUGCUUGGAUUGAGUUAGAAUGAAACCAUGAUAUGACUGUACUUAUCUGUCUGCGUAAAUACUUGCUUUUAUUAAAAAAGAACAAUCUGAAUUAAAAAAAAUAUCGUGCAAUUUAUUCUCCUACAGCUUAUAAACAUUUCAUCAAGUUGCUACAGGAUCAAACAAGCAACAUAUUGGUAAG